GGUGACGUCCUGAGGAAGAUGCCAUUUCCGAUUUUUUUUUGUUGGGGAAAUGGAGGCGAGUGCGAGGUUGUUGCAGGCUGGUGUGAGUCCGAAGAACCAAGUCGGGGUUGGUGCUGCUGAUGUUGCCUUCGCGGACCUUGAACGAGUCGUCAAUGGUUGGAUGCUCGAGUUUAACUUGCACUGCGCAUUCAAAGCAUUCCGAGCUGGGCAGCAUGAGGAGUUUUGCGCCAUCCUGAAUGUGAUAACAGCUAUUUUAAAUCGACCAUACAUUGACACAGAUGAGAUUGGAAAGAAACUUCUAACAAUACAAUUUCUAUCCAAAUUUGAGAAUGAUGCCACACCACUGGAAUCUGUUUUAAAAAUUCUGGAUCAGUUGAAGCCAGAGUUCUCAAUUGGUGAGGAUUUGUUCCAAGAGGUCAGAGGAGCUGUGGUGGAGCAGGCUGCAGUUGAAUCCAUUAAGAAUAACUGUUUUCUAGAAGCUUCUAAGAUUUUGGAACGGCAUUUCAAAAAGGGCAGCAUUGAUGAGAAAUUGCUUUCAGCAAUUCGAGAGAAGAAUUCUUCCCAUCGUGAUUUGCAUUUAUUUUCAUACAGCAACUUGAAAAGGAAGAUGCUGCUUUUUGCAGAAAGCUUAAUCGGCAACUCUGAACCAUUUCUUCUUCUCAGUGCAAAAACCUCUAUAUCAAGAUCAUCAGAAGUCCAUGAUGAGGAAAUAAGAAUGGACUGUAGUCAAGAGGUGCAUCAGGAGAGGCAGGCUUCAGAAUGGGAUAAAUCUUCGUCAAAUCCAAUAGAUAAAUGUUAUGUUUGUUCUAAUAGAGUGCAAGUUCAGCCUGGCCGUCCAAGCAGCUUUAUAGCCCUACAAACAGCGUUCUGCAUCCUUCAUAAAUUAGAAGUGGAUCCACUGACAUCUUUUAAAGAAAUAGAUGAAUUGGAUUUUGAAAUGGUUAGAAACAGCGAAUUACAAGAUGUGAUAAGUUACAAGAAGCAGGUGGCUGAGGAAAGUGCUACUCAACAAUCUGAUAAGCCAGCUGCAAAGUGCAUACAGGCUGUUUCUCGGUUUAUUAUAGACCCAGACAGUCAGGAUGAGGUAGAAUAUCCUGAUGCAGUAACCGAGUCUAAUAACGAACUGGGAUUUCAACAAGACGAUGUGAAAUGUGUACAGACACGUAAGAGAGGCAGCCCUCUUAAAGAAAUUUCACAUAAGGAAAUCACCUUUCGACGAGGCAAGCGGUGGAACUGCUUGAAUUAUCCUGGAGUAUUUGAGGACAAAGAAGAAUGGAGUGAUGAAGAAUUUCUUUUUGAUGUACCUCAAAAAAAUUCCAUCCGAAAUGGAAGAACUUCACCAACAGAGAGUAAUUGUCCAUUUUCAUCUAAAAAGCAGAAAUGGACGGUUGAAGAAAGUGAAUGGAUUAAACAGGGUGUAAAAAAGUUUGGAUUAGGAAAUUGGCAGAAGAUCCUAAAACAUUACCCAUUUUGUGAUCGCACUGGUGUCAUGAUUAAAGAUCGAUGGCGAACAAUGCAAAAGCUUGGAAUGACUUAAAAGACAAUAUUGAACUUUAUAAACAUUUGCCCUUGUUAUAUUAUGUGAUGUGCAAAACCUAUUCGCCUUGUACUGUACAAGAAUACUGACUGCCUACUUAAAAUUAGAUUGCGAUGAAAGCCAGGCCUUUUUCUAUUGGAAUUGGUGCCCUCACAUACUCUUCCUUGCAUUCAAGAAGUAUGGUUUUGUGGAAAUUUUUACCUUUGUGUUCAGUAGGUGAUUUGAAGAAUUAAGCUAGUUUUUAUUAUUUCCAGUGAAAUAUUUAGUCUUUGUUCUUUAUGUUUGCUUUAAUAUUGUGAAUUGAAUUUGGCUCAUAAUACUUCACAUGCAAUUGUACACAAUAGUCUGACAUUUAAAGAAUAAUUGUAAGACAAUAAAAAGUGCAAACUUCCCCACUAACCUCCCUGUAAUCUUUGGACACUAGUCAUUUUCUAUAGAUAAAUAUCAACAUGAUCUCCAGCAUAAGUAAAAACCCAGCAGUGCAACCUCAGGCCCAGAUUUAUACAAAUUUGAUUUUUUUUUUAACAAAUUCAUUCUGACUUGGAACAUGGGAAGUCUUGUGAUGGUUGGCUUGAAUUAUUUGAUCUGGAAGCAGUCUUGUCAUUAGUUGUGGAGUGAAGGAUUUGCCACAUCAUAAUGGUUGGCACUGCUGGUGAAGAAAUUUAAUUUUUAUGAACCAUAUCCACUUUGCAAUGACUUAUUGCAGCUUUUGCGCAGCUCUGUUUUACUACAUAACACAAUAGUGCUAGAUGCAUUAGGUAACACAUUUCCAUUAUUAGUUUUAGACUUGAUUGGGAGACAUCAAGUGAUUAUGAUUUCAUCACCUGCUACAGGAAACCUACAAAAUACUAUGGUGAUUCUGGGAAAAACUAGAUAAUUAAGUCAAAUUCAUAAUUUUACUGCAUGUUCUGGAGUUUGCCAGCAUUUUUAUCAAGGCCAUAUUAUGGCAUUCUGUCCAUCUUUCCAUAAAAAUCAUAAAUCAGUGACCUUGUUCAUCUCUUUAAGGACAGUAAAGUAGCAACCACUUUUAAAUUCCAUUUUUUUAAAUAGUUGUGGUAAAGCGGGUACUGUAUGUCUCACUUUAUUGUGUGGAUUGCAGAUAGUUUUAAUCAUGCCAGUACUCUGCAGGAAUUGCAAAAAUGUACAAAUAGCAGUUAGCUGCCUUACUACUUUUUUAAGCUUCCAAUUUAUGAAACUAAUAGUUAUCUUUUGCACAAUUAUGGCAAUGCAGAUAAGAAUACUUCAAAAAUUUCUAUAAUUUAGCAUUGCUUAUUUCAAAACAUUGUGAUUUUUAACUAAAACCUGUAUCGUCCACUUGUAUGGUAUCUAUAUCUGCCUGAAAGAUUGUUUCUGAUCUUUGUAGUGGAAAUGUGGAAAUCUUAAUUUGAUUUUUCAUUGAAAUUUCACAGUUUAGAAUUUUUUUAAAAAUGCAUUGCUGGACACGUAACUCAUCCAAGAUGCACCGUUUUCACCAUUUUUUUUUCAGUGCAAUGAAAGGAUUUAGGCACUCAAUUUUUCCACCCCAUAAUCUGUUACAGAUAACUUUGUUUCCAAUUAUUAAACUACCUUUUCAAUAUUGUUUGCUAUUCACCUGCUUGGAAACACAUUAAAAACAAAUUAUAUAUCUUCA
This is a messenger RNA of Stegostoma tigrinum, 3167 nucleotides long. RefSeq names its product telomeric repeat binding factor a (gene terf2). The transcript has 10 exons. The record is from RefSeq and is a predicted model, not a curated record. Gene Ontology annotation, cellular component: nucleus; chromosome, telomeric region; shelterin complex. Gene Ontology annotation, molecular function: G-rich strand telomeric DNA binding; telomerase activity; double-stranded telomeric DNA binding. Gene Ontology annotation, biological process: telomeric loop formation; negative regulation of telomere maintenance via recombination; protection from non-homologous end joining at telomere. The coding region runs from base 50 to 1537 and encodes 495 amino acids. Lineage: Eukaryota; Metazoa; Chordata; Chondrichthyes; Orectolobiformes; Stegostomatidae.